CACUGUAAAAUUAGUAAAUAUUGUGAUUCAAAAAUCUUUCACAUAAGUGGAUACUAGAUACCUAUUAUAGUUUCUCGUUUAAUAAAUAAAUACUUAAAGUCCAUACAAAAUGUCUGAACGAAAAGUGUUAAACAAAUAUUAUCCUCCGGACUUCGAUCCAUCGAAGAUUCCACGUAUGAAAUUGGCCAAAAACAGACAGUAUACAGUUCGUCUUAUGGCUCCUUUCAAUAUGCGUUGCAAAACCUGCGGCGAGUAUAUUUACAAGGGGAAAAAGUUCAAUGCACGGAAAGAAGAUGUUGAGAAUGAGGACUACAUGGGGAUCAGGAUUUAUAGGUUUUACAUCAAAUGCACAAGAUGUCUUCAAGAGAUAUCGUUUAAGACUGACCCUAAGAACACAGAUUACGAGAUAGAGGCUGGGGCUACGAGGAACUUCAUGGCGCUCAAGUUGGCAGAGGAGCAAGCCAAACGGGAACAAGAUGAGCAGAAAGAGGAGGAAGCUAAUAAUCCUAUGAAAUUGUUGGAGUACAGAACGGAGCAGUCUAAACAAGAAAUAGAAUUGCUUGAAAGCUUAGAGGAGCUGAAAGAGCUUAAUCGGCGGCAGCGGACAGUUGACUAUGAAAGCAUGCUCAAGCAGUAUCAGCCCGAAUCGUCUGAGGAGCGACGCGCGCGGGAGGAAAAAGAGGACAAUGAGUUUAUCAAAUCAAUUAACUUUGGUUCGUCACAGAAAGUGGUAGCAGAGGAGAUUAUUGAAGAUGUAGAAGAUGAGCCUCCAGCUAAGACUUCUAAACUAGAAGUGAUUACUUCCAAAACUGAGGCAAAGAAAAAGGAGUCUUGGAACAAAAGCAUAGGAGUUUUAUCUAAAAGACCACUGGCUAAUCUUGUGAGGAGUAAAAAAGUGGACACUGCGACCAGUUCUAAAAAUGUUAAAUCGUUGGUGACUGACGAUAAUCUGGUUACAACAAAUUUAAGCACUAAUACAACAAAUGCUACAGUGGUUACAAAUAAGAAUCAAGAAAGUUCAAACAGCAGCCCAAAUGUUUCAACGGUGGUUUCAAGCAAGGAGGAUACACCUGUGGCAUCGGGACUUUCUCUAUUGGCUAACUAUUCAGGCAGUGACAGUGAAUGAUUGAGCAUUUUAUCAUUUUGUGUACGUGAUUCAUAAGAAGUAUGUUUUAUGGAACAUGUGGUGAUUU
Messenger RNA from Hyposmocoma kahamanoa, 1193 nucleotides. RefSeq names its product YJU2 splicing factor homolog. The transcript has 5 exons. Bases 110 to 1126 code for a protein of 338 amino acids. Gene Ontology annotation, biological process: mRNA splicing, via spliceosome. The record is from RefSeq and is a predicted model, not a curated record. Lineage: Eukaryota; Metazoa; Arthropoda; Insecta; Lepidoptera; Cosmopterigidae. Gene Ontology annotation, cellular component: U2-type catalytic step 1 spliceosome.